This is a messenger RNA of Danio rerio (zebrafish), 2196 nucleotides long. NCBI's taxonomy places the organism in Eukaryota, Metazoa, Chordata, Actinopteri, Cypriniformes, Danionidae. The record is from RefSeq and is a predicted model, not a curated record.
CACACACAACCUCUCUCAAACACACACACGCAUACCGCUUAGUCUUUUUCUCUCUCACACACACACACCUUUCAGUCAGCUCCAGGUUCUCGGAGCGCCCGCUACUGGACUACACACACACUCUUGUCAGUCUCCCUCACACACGCUCUGACUCUCUCAGUGAGCUCCAGGUUCUCUGAGCGGCCGCCGCUGGAGCUGUGACCGCCGACAGUGCCCCGCGCUCGGCAUGUGGACGCCGCUGGCCGCGCUGCUGCUGCUGGAGUCUGCUGGUCCUCCUCCUGUCAUCAUGUGUGCUGCUGCUGUGUGCAGAAGAGCCAAACCCAGCUCCAGGUGUAGAUCUCCUCCUUCAUCUGGGUCUGUCGGGCCUCAGAGAGCGUCCCUCCUCCGGGUCAGCGCACCUCAGCUCUGCGUCUCCGCCAGUGCCCACUCUGCCUGCCGGUGUGGGGGUGACCCUGGCCCGGGACGCCCUCAGUGAAGCCCCCAGCGCUGGUCUCCUCCCCGCAGGCACGGAGCAGGAGUUUUCCAUCAUCGUGAGCUUGAGCUCCUGGAGAGCCAACAAUGCCUUUCUGUUCAGUGUGCGGGACGCCAGGGACGGGCUGCAGUUCGGCAUACAGCUGCUGCCCGGCCGGAUCGCGGUCCACACCGGCGGGAAGACUUCACUUUACUUUAAACAUGAUGUGCAGGAUGGACGGUGGCACUCGUUCGCUGUUGGAGUGCGGGCCCGUUCUGUCUCUCUGUAUGCGCUGUGUGGAGAUGUGCAUCACGAGGAGCAGACGCUGACCCGUGUGCAGACGCUGCCCGCUGACGGACGGCUCUCCGUGGGCCGCAUGGACUCCAGAGCGCCGCAGUUUGAAGGAGCCUUAUGCCAGCUGGACAUCUACCCAUCAGCCCAGGCUGCGGCACACUACUGCCAGUAUCUUAAAAAACAGUGCAGACUGUCGGACACCUUCCGAUCUCAGUCCCCAACAGGAUCCCCAGAUCUCCAGCUAAGCUCUUCAGAAUCACAAGUCAUCCCCCACACCGACUCUUAUCCCUCAGCACUCAUCCAUCAGUCAUCGACGAGCUCUCCACUGUUGCGCUCUCGGCAUACAGACCCGUCUACAAGAUCAUCGAGCAGGAGAUUCAAUCUGGAGACGUCCACCAGAAGCCCAGGCAAGAGUCUCGAUGCUGAAAACGAGACCGAGGAUCAUCAUCUUAAGAAGCCGAGAGGGACUCGAUCCACCCCAGAUCUGAUCUCCAUCAUCAGGCAGAGCCGUCUUAAAGAUUUCUCCAGAUACAAUGGAAGAUCCCAGCAAACCCAGAGCGAGGUCAGAGUCAACAACACCGUCCUGUACCGGCAGGAGAGCAGCUACAAUCUGCUGGAGCGAUCAGAGGAGCAGGACCCAGGGUACUCCGAGGGUUACGGAUACGACUACGGUUUCGAGGAAGACGAGUAUUUCUUCGACUAUGAUGGAUUCGUUGGUCCUAAAGGAGAGCCGGGUCCUCCAGGCCCCGCCGGUCCCCCAGGUCUGCCCGGACCCCCUGGAAAGAGAGGAGCUCGGGGUCCGCCUGGUCCUCACGGGAGCCCUGGGCCGCCUGGCUUACCUGGUCUAAAGGGAGCUAAAGGAGAUCCAGGCCUGUCCCCGGGUCAGGCGCCAGCAGGAGAUCCGGGUGAUCGAGGUCGGCCGGGUCCCCCAGGUCCUAAGGGUGAUCCAGGUCUGAAGGGUCCCAAAGGCUAUCCAGGACCCGCAGGUCUGCCCGGAGAACAGGGUUUGCCAGGGUUGCCAGGCGUGUCUGGGGCGGCGGGUUACCCUGGCAGGCAGGGUUUGGUUGGACCAGAGGGAAACCCGGGACCUAAAGGUGUCAACGGCUUCAUCGGACCACCAGGAGUUGCGGGACCGCCAGGACUGGAAGGAGAGAGAGGAGUUCCGGGUCCUAGAGGAAACACAGGUCCCAAAGGAAGACAGGGGGUGGUGGGAGACCCGGGAGAACGAGGACCUCCGGGACCAGAUGGAAAUCAGGGGCCCGUCGGGGGAACCGGCAGCAGUGGAUUCCCAGGCCUGAGAGGUGAUUCAGGGCCUGAGGGUCCGCGUGGGUUGCCAGGUAUUGUGGGAGCUCAGGGCCUGGGCGGAGGGGCGGGGCCUCCUGGAAUGAAAGGGUGAACCAGGCCUGAGAGGAGAACCGGGAGAAUCGGGUUACCCGGGAGACAAGGUGAAC